AUGGGAGAACCUCAAGAAUUGCAGCUUACCAUAAUAGAGCCUGAUGAAGCCAAAGAGAAGAAUCUAAAAAGGGAUACAGAAUCUAACUCAGACAAGAAAACAAGUCCCGAUGGAGACACCGAUGAUGUCCCUAAUAAUGAAGCCACUGCCAGCACCACAAUCAGAAACCAAAAGAGACAUCAACGUUGGUUAAGGAUAGGCUUGUAUACUGUCUCUGUUUUACUGGGCCAAUCAACUGCAACACUCUUGGGAAGAUUGUACUACCAAGAAGGUGGACACAGCAAAUGGUUGGAAACACUUGCCAUUGUUGCGGGUUUCCCUGUGCUCCUCCCGUUUUAUUGUACUGCAUUUAAACUCCCCUCCGCAACAAAUACCAUUCACAAUCAUGAACAACCCCCUGUUUCAAAGCUUGCAUUUGUUUAUGUCUCCCUUGGCCUUCUUGUUGCAUUAGACAGCUACUUGUUCUCCGUUGGUCUCUCUUACCUUCCUGUUUCUACACUUGCUCUUAUUUCCUCCUCGCAAUUAGCCUUCAAUGCUUUCUUCUCCUUCUUCCUUAAUUCGCUCAAAUUCACACCUUACAUCAUAAACUCCUUAGUCCUUUUAACAAUCUCCUCCGUCCUCCUUGUCUUUCACAAUGAUUCUCCUUCAGCAUCCACACAAGUUUCAAAAAAGAAGUACGCGAUCGGGUUCAUAUGCACAGUUGCUGCUUCAGCUGGAUAUGGACUGGUGCUUUCUCUGACACAGCUUGCUUUCAGGAAGGUUUUGAAAAAGCAAAGUGUCAAGGUGAUUUUGGACUUGUUAGUGUACGAAUUAUUUGUGGCAACUUUGGCAAUACUGGUGGGGCUGUUUGCUAGUGGGGAAUUUAGAAGUUUGCAGGCAGAAAUGAAGGAGUACAGAACGGGGAAGGCAAGUUAUGUGCUGAAUCUGAGCUUCACUGCAAUAUCAUAUCAAGUUUUUAAUGUGGGAACUAUGGGUUUGAUUCUGGAGGUGUCAUCAGUGUUCUCAAAUGUGACAAGUGUUGUGGGUUUGCCAAUUGUACCUAUUUUGGCGUUAGCGUUCUUCCAUGACAAGAUGAACGCGUUGAAGGUGAUAUCCUUGAUACUUGCUCUUUGGGGCUUUUUAUCAUACACGUACCAGCAGUACUUGGAUUACACCAGUUCUCCUACCGAUGAGCACAGAAACAGCGAUGAAUUUCGCAGCAACCCAGUAUCAGAAGGGAUUAAUGGAACAUAUGGGCAAGUAGGGGUAGUUCAUUGA
Neltuma alba is the source of this 1257-nucleotide messenger RNA. Its product is annotated as probable purine permease 10. The record is from RefSeq and is a predicted model, not a curated record. Lineage: Eukaryota; Viridiplantae; Streptophyta; Magnoliopsida; Fabales; Fabaceae. Gene Ontology annotation, cellular component: membrane. The transcript is spliced from 2 exons. The coding region runs from base 1 to 1257 and encodes 418 amino acids. Gene Ontology annotation, molecular function: purine nucleoside transmembrane transporter activity.